AUGCUCGCUAGCGCGGUAAACACCCAUCCGUAUCCAAAGGAGUUUAAUAAUGGAGAUGCCACCACUGUCAUUAUCCCUGAGAAUGUGUAUACCGACGAAUCGCUUAACGUCAUUACCGCGGUGGUGUGUGGUAAAUGUGCUUCCGCUAGAAAACCGUCCACCUAUGAUGCACCCGAGGACACUUCCAAAUCCCGGCAGAAGAUAAAUCAGGCCGAUCAGAUGGGUAGGAAGUUUAUAUAUUUUGGUAAAUGGCACGGGAAUAGAGAUAUUUUGGAAAAACAGAUAUUCGCAUGGAGGGUGGCGGACGAGGCGGGUGAGUUCCGGAUGAGUGUAGACGAUGGGUUUCCGGGACAAAUAUGGAGACGAGUAGGAAGAGAAAGGCGACGUAGACGGUGA
Messenger RNA from Acaulospora colombiana, 396 nucleotides. Lineage: Eukaryota; Fungi; Glomeromycota; Glomeromycetes; Diversisporales; Acaulosporaceae. The record is from the annotation of a GenBank genome assembly.